This is a messenger RNA of Naumovozyma dairenensis CBS 421, 4005 nucleotides long. It is a transcript of the gene BUD4, whose product is annotated as Bud4p. Gene Ontology annotation, cellular component: cellular bud neck contractile ring. Gene Ontology annotation, molecular function: GTP binding. The transcript has a single exon. Gene Ontology annotation, biological process: protein localization to bud neck; axial cellular bud site selection. Bases 1 to 4005 code for a protein of 1334 amino acids. The record is from RefSeq and is a predicted model, not a curated record. NCBI's taxonomy places the organism in Eukaryota, Fungi, Ascomycota, Saccharomycetes, Saccharomycetales, Saccharomycetaceae.
AUGUCAGAGAUAGAUCCAGAAGAAACCGUUGAAUCUUUAAUGAAAGAAAUUGAACAUGAUAUGGAAGUUGCCAAAGAAAAGUUCAAUGAACAAUUCCAAGUAGAAACGAAAGAUUCCAAUAUUCUGUUCAAUGCGCUUAAGAACGAAGAUACAAAUCUAAAUACAAUAAAUGAAGAUGAUAAUAACGAUGAAUCUGAAUUAUUUAUUCCUCUUCAUGAUACUUCAAGAGAGCCUCUAUGCGAAUUAAAAUCUCCACUUAGAAUGAAUAAUAGCAAUUCGGUACCGUCAAUACAUAGUAGCCCAUUAAGAAUGAAACAAAUGAUCGAAGAACAUUACGGUGCUGAUGACAGAACUUUACAAACAUUCUCACCUACCAAGGAUAUACUCUAUAUAAUGAAAGGAACGAAACCAUUACUAUCAUCUUCUACUUCAAAUGGACAAUUGAUUAGUGAACUUGAACUUAAUAUAUUAAAUGACGAUGAUUCUGAUCCUUCUUAUUUAUUAGAGAAUAAUAGUAACCUAAUGGACGAGGAUGACGACGUGAGUUUCAUCGAAAGGUCUCCACAACGAAUUCAUUUUCCUUCUAAAAUUCCUAUAAUUAAUACAAUGACAAUUAAUACUUUCUCUAAAUCGAACCUUGAAGAUGAGAACGACGUAAAUUCUUCAGGUAUCGCAGAUUCCUCAUAUUCAAUUGAUAUCGAUGAUAAUAAUAGCGAUAAUCAUGUUCACUUAGUAACUAAGAAAUAUAAAUUGGGAAAUCAAGAAUGUAACAACGAUAUGACUAGCUUAGAAGAGAUACAAAAUCAUUCAAUUAGCACACAACAUUCUCCUACUAUGUCUGCAUAUGUUGAAGAAUUGGAUAUUCUGGAUACAUCAUCUUUACAUAUAUCUAAUGUUGGCGACAAUGAGCUUCUAAAUGAGCAUAUUACUUCCGAUAACAGCAUAUUACCAAACAUAGCAUCAGACUUACCAAGAUUAUCAUCUCCACAUGAUGAACGUCGAGAGGAAGAGGAAAAUUGUGCCUAUCUUAGUGGUCCAGAAUUUGUAGACACUUUAAUCGAUUGUGUAAGCAUUGUUGCCUCAAAAGAUGAAGAAGAAAAACUUGAGUAUGGUUACAAUAGCGGACCAGAUUUUAAUGACCGAAUGAUAAAUACUGUUGAUAUUAUAAGCACUGGUUCUAUAGAGGAGAAUAAGACAGAAUCAGUAUUUUUAAUGGAUAACGAUCAUGAACUUAAAAUUAAAACUAAACGAACAAAUCUUUCUUUGAGCAAUGAUAUUGACAAACUUGCAGUCAAUAGUGAAAUUGAUAACCCAGAUAUCAAUGAACCCAAGAUUGAAGUAAAGAUUGCAGAAAAUAAUCAAUCACUAAGGUACCUUCAAAAAAGUGAAGAACAAGACAUAAUUGAUUUGGAAAGGAAGCCUGAAAAGAAACAAGUGAAGAUCCCGAAACUCGUUAAAAAUUACCUAGAAAAAAUUAAUUUUGAAGAUAGAAAACAAUCAAAAAUUAAAGAAAUACUACAGGAUGAAGAGUUUCCAAAACAAAAAGCAAUCAGGACACCAGUUCCAAAAGUAGAGGAAAGAAAAACAACACCUCUUCUUCAGUUUAAUACUACUUUUUCGCCAUUAUUACCUGUUAUACCAGUUCUAGAAAAAUUGAUUCAAGAUGACCCAUUUUCAGAACCAGUACCUCAUGAGACAGCCUUACCACCAUAUCCCAACUCAAAGUUUUCCAAAGUAACACCGCCCACUACUUACAUUCAUAUUUGGCAUCAACAAGAAAGUUACCCACCGUUAACGAAUCCAACAAGCAUCACAAGUAAAAGAACAAUAUCGCCAACGAGUAGUUAUAAUUCAAAUUUCUCCCAAGUUUCCUCAGCCUCUACAAAGCUCACGGUUGGUUCAACCGUGAACACUUCUAAUAAUAAUUACGCUGCAUCUCCUCCUUUGACACCAACGAUUCACCAAUCAUUAACAGCCACCAAUUUCAAAUUCAAACCAAAGUUGGCUACAAGACCACGCAGAAUUAUGUUGGAUCCCAUGAGAAGGAAUACCAUUAAAUCAAAAAAGAUUCAAGAAAGAAUUAACGAAUCGAAAUCAUUUAAACCAAAUUUAUCAUAUCCAGAAAGAUUCUAUGAAGAACAAGACUAUAGUAUCGGCGAUGAUAUAUACGAAAAAGAAGAAGAAGAAGAAGAAGAAGAAAGUAGUCAUGCAGCAAUUUUACAAAAUUUGAAACCUAAAAACUUCAAAGUUUGGAAUGAAUAUUUCAACAAAGAUCAUGAAGAUGAUGGAGUUAACAAAUAUGACUCGAUUGCACCUGAAGUGAUACAAAAGUUAUUAAAGGAUGAAUCUUUCUUAGAUGGGGAUUAUGAUGAUAAUACAUUGGCGGUUGCCCAUUCAAUUAAGGGAAGAGAAUAUGAGGACAAAAAUAAAAGCGCUGAUAUGAAUUUGAAUAUUGGGUUAGGUAUAUUAAGGACACCAGUUAAAUGUGUCUCAGUAGAUGAAGGAUUAAGCUUUAAAGGGUAUGAACCAAGCAUAAGUGAUAAUGAUGAUUAUGAAAAUAGUAAAAAUAAUAAUGAUAAUGCUGUGGAAAUGUCUAUACAUACUCCAAAAUCCAAUUCUAUCAACGGGGAUAUCCACUCAUUUGAAAGAAUGAACCCUAGUCAGAACCAUAUACAUAGUCCAUUCAAAGUUGUUAGUCCUAAGAAGAAUUCAAAAGGAAUGAACGUAUCGCAAGAUAUCAUUUCUCUUAGAGAGGAAAAUCAGGAAAUAAAUACAAUUCAUGAUGAUGAUAUUGCAGCUCCUGCACAGACGAAAGAAAAUGAUAAGACAAAGGACGCUUUUGAUGAAUGCACCUCAAAAGAAAUUGGAAAGAGGAACAAAGAUGAAGCAACUGCUGAGAUGACUGAUUUGGGUGUACUCUAUGUUACAAUAAAGAAAAUAACUAAUAUUAGAUUAUCCAAUAUAUUACAACACAAGGGGAAAUAUUGUAUUGAAUUUGAUAAUGGUACGAAUAUGUUUACGACUCCAUGGGAAAUAAUGCCAUCAGAUGGCAAUUUAAUGUUUGGUAAAGAAUUUGAAAUACCUCUUAAACUUGAUAGAGAAACAAUGAAGCCACUUGACAUCGAACUUCAAAUUACAUUGAAGAUAAAAUAUAUGAAAUUAGAAAAUGAAUUGGUUGAAAUUGUUGAAAAGGUCCCUAUUGCCAAGAAAAAGAAAUUACCAUUUGCUAAGACUAAAUAUCAAAUGAUUAAACGAUACGUUUCGAGGCCUACAAGAUAUGAUGAUUGGGGGAAUCUUUUUGCUGAAGAUGGAUCCUUUGGUCAAACAAAGGUACGAAUAAAUGAAACUAAUUUAAAGAGAUGUGAAUUUAUCAAAUGUAAUGAAAAUUUUGAUAUGAUAAACCGAUGGGCAAAGGGUUUAACAUCAAAGGACUCUGCUGGCGGAUAUCAUCCCAUCCAUGUGCCAUCACGUGCUCCACCAUACAGUAUUGGUAAUAUUGAAUUAGAAAUGUGUUAUUUAAAGCGAAGCUCAUCAUUAGAAAGAUUCCCCAAGAGUUUGGAUUUAGCUCAAGAUAUUUUGAAGAAAAUACGGGAACAGGAAAGUAUUAAUAAAGAAGGAUAUCUUUUACAGGAGGGAGGUGACGUUACUGGAAUUUUCCAAAGACGAUACUUCAAAUUGAAUGGUAUUGAGAUGAUUGGAUAUCAUGAAAUAACUCAAGAACCGAAAGUUAACAUAAAUCUUUUGAAAGUUAUUGAUGUGAUAAAUAUCGAUGAUACUGUUACUGAAGCAAAUAAGAGAAUAUUUACUGAUUCAGUGCUAAUGGGUGAAUGUUUUCAAUUAGUCUUUGACGAUGGUGAGAUUAUAACAUUUAAUGUUGAAGCUAAUUAUAAAGAAAGGAAAGAUUGGUAUAGAAAGAUUAAGAAAGUAGUUGAGUUGAACACGUUACGUCAGCCAUGGAUUAAACAGUUUAACGAAAAUUCCAAAAUUGAGAAAAUUUUCCGUUGA